AUCGUCGGUUUCAAUGGAAGCAGCAGCGAUGUCCUUCACUCCAUCGACGUUCACUUUGGCCCCAUAGUCGCCGCCGGAACCGGAUCCGGAACGGGACCGGGAGCCGGUGGAGCGGAAAAAGUGGAAGCACAAGGAGGAAAAGGAGGCAAUGGAUGGGAUGACGGAGCGAAUCACGACGGUGUGAGGAAGAUUGUGGUCGGAGCUGGUCGGAAAGGCAUUCACUACGUCAAGUUCGGUUACGACAAGAGCGGACAGCUCGAAGAUGCGCCACUCCACGGAUCUGCAACUGGAGCAUCUUCUCCAACACAGUUUGAAAUCGACCAUCCCGACGAGUAUAUUAUAUCGGUCGUGGGCCACCAUGACGGUGGCAUCAUUCAGGGACUUCAAUUCAAAACCAACAAGAAGGAUUCUCAGGUCUUUGGUUAUGCCGACGGUACUAAGUUCACGCUCGAGGUCAAAGACAAGAAGAUUGUCGGUUUCCAUGGAUUCGCUGACACGACUCUCAAUUCUCUUGGAGCGUACUUUAGACCCAUUUCCUCCUCCUCGUCGUCUUCAAUUGAUAAAGUGGAAGCCCAAGGAG
Tarenaya hassleriana is the source of this 580-nucleotide messenger RNA. RefSeq names its product myrosinase-binding protein 1-like. Lineage: Eukaryota; Viridiplantae; Streptophyta; Magnoliopsida; Brassicales; Cleomaceae. The record is from RefSeq and is a predicted model, not a curated record. The transcript has 2 exons. Gene Ontology annotation, molecular function: carbohydrate binding. The annotation marks the transcript as partial.